Molecule: messenger RNA, 2820 nt
Organism: Colletotrichum scovillei
Lineage: Eukaryota; Fungi; Ascomycota; Sordariomycetes; Glomerellales; Glomerellaceae
Product: tat pathway signal sequence
Exons: 2
Coding region: 1350-2444 (364 amino acids)
Biological process (GO): glucan catabolic process
Molecular function (GO): hydrolase activity, hydrolyzing O-glycosyl compounds
Source: RefSeq, a predicted model, not a curated record
AGACGUGGGGCAAGGACCCCUGGGAGCUGGGCCGAGAUGGCAUAUAGACUGAGAAAGAGACGGGAGACCAGGAAGGGAAAAAAAAAAAAAGUCUCACCAUGGUUCCCAAAACCACCCAUGCCCUUUGUGCGGCGUGUACGUGGCCUGGCCUCGGGUACCUAGAACUCGGUAGAACAGACGAGAGAUGGAGAGAUCAGAUAGGUCACCUUUCAUGAUCCCCAAAUGUUGUCCGGUGGCCGGGGUGCUUGCUCACCUUGUCACCUCCCCACACCACAGGAAACCUCGAGCCGUAUUUAGCUGGCUGCAUUCCCCAAUGUGGUUGAGACUCAUGAGUCCGUGAUGUGUCGUGCUUAAACACUCAAGGCCUCUGUUCAGCCUCCUUCAGACGUUUUUUCUUCGUCUUCUCUUCUCUUCUUACAGCCCCCUCGAGGCACUCAUUCUCUUCUCUCAUUCUCUCUCGUCAGCCACCCAGGAGGCAGGCAACAGCCGUUUCAAUCCUUUUCCGGCUGAAGUUAUCGUCAUCACCAGAGGUUUCACUCCUUCUUACAACCGUCUGACUCUUUUUUUUGGUCCCAUUCACCUUGCCUCAUCUGGUCACCUUUCUUGCCAAGCGCAACGACACAAGUCCACCGGUCUCACUCCACCGCGUCAGUCAGAUCUUUUGAGCAAAAUCAGGGUCCAGAGCAAGCAAACCAACCACGCUGUGCGUCAUUGUCCAUCUCACCAUCACCGAGUCGACACGAGUCUCUUGGGAGGUUUUUUUUCCUUGCCCACCCUUUGAAGCUGAGGCCGCCGAGAUCCUCUCUCCUCAACACCCCACUACCAAGAGCUCCCAGCCGCACCGUGUGUGUCUGUCUGCCCUUGGGUUUCCACUCCUUCGGACUAUUGGAAAGGAAAAACGGUUCAGAUUCCUCAGAGGCCUUGGACCACCCCUCUUUUCUCCCUUUCUUGAGGUCUUGCCCAGACUUGGACGACGCGACAAACCACACACACACGAGAAACUUCUCUCCUACCAACCACCUACAGUGACCGGCUCACUCCAGAACAUACGACGACAUUCAUUUUCUUCCUACUUCACUUCAUUCAUCUUUUAGAUGACCCUUUGACUCUCCCUGAUCCUUUUUUUGAUUCAUAUUCUUCAGACAUCUUAUCCUCCUUUUGUGGCUCUCAUCGACCCUCAUCCCAGCACUCGACUACCUACCUCAUCCAGCCCGGCAGAGCCAAACCGAAAGGAUACAAGUCAAUCAGAACCCCGAAGAGGAACAUUUCUCAAAAAGGUCUCAAACCCCUCCUUUCUCCCCUUUUCAUCAGACAAGAAGGAUCUCGAUCUCGAGAGAAUAUCCUCAGCCAUGCCUUCUCAGCGCAUCAAGACGGCACUGGUGGGCGCCGCCGCCCUCCUCCUCUGCUGCCACACCGGGCUGGCCCAGGCGCAGCAGCAGAAGUACGUCCUCCACGACAACUACGACAGCUCAAACUUCUUCAACGAGUUUAGCUUUUUCGACCAGCCAGACCCGACCAAGGGCUCGCAGAUCUACACGAGCGCCGUGACGGCCAACAACAGCGGCCUCGCGGGCUACGCCCGGGGCGGCAUCUACCUCGGCGUCGACUCCAAGACCAAGGGCCAGGGACGCCAGUCGGUGAGAGUCACGUCGAACAAGGCCUUUGAUACGGGCUUGUUCGUCGCUGAUAUCCAGCACAUGCCCACUAGCAGUUGCGGUGUCUGGCCCGCCUUUUGGAUGUUUGGUCCCAACUGGCCCAACUCGGGUGAGAUUGACAUCAUCGAGGGAGUCAACACGCAAGAGUCCAACGCCGUGACCCUCCACACGGGACCCGGUUGCAGCAUCACCAACGACGGCACAAUCUCUUCCACAACCCUCAAGGAAAAGGACUGCAACGCCGGCAGCGCCUCCACGGGCUGCGGCCAGUCGACAUCGAGCAACCAAAAUUACGGCGACGGCUUCAACGCGAUCGGCGGCGGCGUCUACGCCGUCGACUUCAACUCCCAGGCCAUUUCGGUCUGGUUCUUCCCGCGCAGCGCCAUCCCCGGCGACGUCAGCUCCGGCAACCCGGUCCCUUCCUCCUGGGGCCAGCCCCUGGCCAAGUUCAACGGCGGCUCCGGGUGCGACAUCCCCUCGCACUUCAAGCAGCAGAACCUCGUCUUCAACACGGCCCUGUGCGGCGACUGGGCCGGUAAGGUGUGGGAGCAGAACGCCGAGUGCACGGCGCUCGCGCCCCAGUGCUCCGACUACGUCGCGGCCAACCCGCAGGCCUUCACCGAGGCGUUUUGGCUCAUCAACUCGGUCAAGGUCUACCAGGCUGACGGCGGCGCGUCGGCUGCCGCUGCUUCGGUCGCUCCCAGCGCGGCUGCUGCUGGCAUUCCGACGGCGCUGCCUUCUGCACCGAUCCCUGGCGUCUCGGCCAUUCCUGGAGCAACUGGGUACUAAACUGGGCUGCUUUUUCGAGAGUAACGAGAGAUGAGAUGCAGAACGGGGGUGGUAGGACUCAUUUGACUCAUUUGGAGUGAACGUUAUACAGGUCUAGACUCAAGUGGUGGUCGCAAGUACAAAGGCGUUUGGAGGCUGGUUUCUGUCAUGGUCCUCUUUUUUGACGACAUUUACGACUCGCUGUUUUCACUUCUUCAUCAUCUACUGGAUAGAUGACCCCUUUGGAAACCUUUUUUCUUUUCUUUUUCGAGGCAUGAAGGGAAGACAUGGCGUUAUAGGGAGGAGAUGGCUCCUUGGUACACGUAUAUACCUAGCUUUCAAUUUCACACGUGGGUAUCAUCAGUAGAUACCCCCGAAUCAGACUUGUUGAACUGUU